UUUCAGAGAACACACCCAUCACUUCAUGCAAAGCAACCAUCAUAUUCUGGGCAUCAUGGUGCUACACUCCGCGAUAGCAAAGGCUAUGAACGUGUUGAUGCACCCCAAGGAGUUAGUAAAGAAUGGACAUUCCCUUCAAAAGAAGGAAGUAAAACUACCACAAAACAGUCGUUAGCUGCAAUAAGUACUCAAAAAACAUCAUCAGGCUUUCUUAUGCGCACUGGGAGGCCUCUCUUCUCUGCAAUUACAACAUUAACGGCGUUGAGCGCUUCUCGAGAUCCAGAUAAAGAAUUUCUUGGCGAUUCUACACUUAGUGAAGUGAUUGGAUAUAAAAUGCCUGAUGUGGAUUUAAUCAAACAAUAUUAUGAAUAUAUGAAGAAAAGUGAACUUAAAGAUGAGCAAAUGGAAGAAGAAGAAGAAGUAUUAGUAGUAGAAGAUUGA
This is a messenger RNA of Meloidogyne enterolobii, 441 nucleotides long. NCBI's taxonomy places the organism in Eukaryota, Metazoa, Nematoda, Chromadorea, Rhabditida, Meloidogynidae. The record is from the annotation of a GenBank genome assembly.